Helianthus annuus (common sunflower) is the source of this 2966-nucleotide messenger RNA. RefSeq lists its product as uncharacterized. Lineage: Eukaryota; Viridiplantae; Streptophyta; Magnoliopsida; Asterales; Asteraceae. Gene Ontology annotation, cellular component: DNA replication factor C complex; nucleus. Gene Ontology annotation, biological process: DNA-templated DNA replication; DNA repair. The transcript has 11 exons. Gene Ontology annotation, molecular function: DNA clamp loader activity; DNA binding. Bases 447 to 2684 code for a protein of 745 amino acids. The record is from RefSeq and is a predicted model, not a curated record.
AAUAAGUAUACAAAACUAGUCCCAAUAUUUGGCGCGAACGAUGAUGCCUGCAUACAAUCUCCUUCAUGUUCUUUUCUCAUAGCUAUAGACACCCAACAAAUCUAAUUAACAAAAACAUUACAGUCUUUACCUAUGCAAUCACCUCGUAAACGGCAGCAUAAUGCUGUUCGUAUAUUCAAUAGUUUUAAAUUGUAAGCGUGAAUCUUGUGGCAACCUUACAUUGUCUUUCACGAUGUCUAUACAUUGGUAUCUCCCUCGUGGUAAACGACACUUGUUCGCAUUGAUAAUUGUCUUAAUUUUUGUUGUUUUUUUGUUGCACACAAGGUGUUUGAUAAAAAUCCUGAACCAGAUUGUUGUUUUAAGUUUUAAACUUUUAACUAUCCUUUUUUUCGUCAUAAAGUAUUUGAAUUUUGGGGGUUUAGGUUGUUGUUGUGUUGUGUCUGGGUAUGGAGAGUCCGGUGCCUUAUAGUAGAGGGUUGGGAAAGCAUUCGUUAUCGAUCAUGAAACAGGGGCGAAGCGGGUAUGAUCCGUCUGAUACCGAGACAGAAUUGCACGAAGCUCCUUGGAACGAGUUUAAUAAAAAGAAUGCAGAAUUGGGUUCUGAUGAAGUGAGGAACUUGAAUUCGGUGAGACUUGUUCGGAGACAGUCGUCAAAGUUUGAUCCAGAAGGGCUGCCACCUCCACGACGACACAGCAAAUCUCCGUACAAGAAUCGAAGAGAUGGUAAGAGUUCCAGGUCGCCAACUCCGGGCCCACUUCCUCUUCCACCCGGGAGAAAUAUCAGCCCGUUUUCGAAAUCUGAACGUAGGAGUCGUGGUUCACCAUUGAAACUCGCAAGAAACGAUGACGUGUUGGAGAACGAUGAACAAGGUGCCGGCUCGUAUAAUAAGCCGAAACACAGACAGUUUAAUAAUGAAAGUUAUGCUAGAGCACUGUCAGCACCUAGACUGAGAUCAAAAGACAAAGAUCAACAAAUAAAACACGAUCAACGGGUGAGUAGACGAGUCGGAAGAAGUAGAACACCUCCACUACGUAGAAGUAUCACCCCGCGAAAAGACAAAGACGUUAACCACAAAAAUACGCCUUCUGUAGGCGAGAUCAACGAGAUGGUUGCAAAUGCAAAAUUAGCAAAAAGUCCAGUUAGACACGCUCCGGUUUUCGAUAGCACAGAUUCUCUUCCAGGUGGCGAUAUUUUCUUCUCUCGAGACUACGCAGCAGCGUCCGCCCAGAAGAUUAAGAAUAGCGCGUUGGAAAAUCGUAUUAACCCGAAACCGAAAGCAUUCACAGAAAAGAAACCCGACCCGCAUCAACGUUAUAAAUCAAAUGAUGUUCAUAAUUAUAAUACGACCGGUGUUUCUUCUAGUGGUAUGUUAACACCUACAACUAUGGCCUCUAGUUCAGCUUUAAGCAAGCAAAGUAGCCAUAUAAGUGAUGCUAGUGGGAAGUCGAAUGGGAGUUCUUGGAGGUUUACUGCAAGCAGGCGGAAAAGCCAGACGGAUACGUGGUUUUCAUGCAUGAAAGGAUCUUGCAGUACCGGAAAGAAAUCUCCGGAAAGAUUGAGAGCCUUCGAUGAAGCUUCGUUUAUCGAGAAGGCUUUUGUUGUUGAAAACGUUAGACAGUUUUGGGCGGAUAAGUAUCAACCGUUAUCGUUAAACGGGUUUACUUGUCACAAACAAGAAGCCCUGCAACUUAAACAUCUGACAUCGCAGGAAAUAUUUCCACAUAUUCUUUUGAAGGGACCUCAAGGGUUAGGGAAGAAAGCGUUGACAAUGGCCCUAUUAUGUGAGAUAUAUGGAGAUGCUGCCCGGAAUAUAUCUCAUGAUAUAAAAUACUUCAAAAUUCAGGAGACAAGGUCGGCUCGAGUAGCCGUUCCCAUAACCUCAAGUCCUCACCAUGUAGAGCUUAAUGUGCACUUGGAAGCUAAUGCUCGAUACGCUCUUAUGGCUUCGGUCAAACAAAUAAGUAGCGACCAUGCAGUUACUCCUGAGACCAGCACAGUUAAUUUAAAGCCCGAUUAUACAGUAAUGGUCCUUUACGACGUUGAUAAAGCCGAUGAGAGCAUUCAGCACUUGAUAAAGUGGAUUAUGGAUUGCUAUUCGGAUGUUUGUAAACUGGUCCUUUGUUGUGAAGAUGAUGUCAGCAUUCUUGACCCAGUGAAAACUCGGUGCCAUAUUAUUACGCUUGAUGCGCCUGUCACUCAUGAAGUGAUGGAAGUGCUUAUUCAAAUAUCGAGGAAAGAGAAUUUUGAUUUACCGAUGAAGUUUGCGGCAAAGAUUGCUAAUAAAUCCAAACAGAAUACGAGGAAAGCAAUCAUGGCUCUUGAAGCCUGCAAGUCUCACAACUAUCCAUUUGUCGAAGACCAGCCAAUCCCCAUCGGAUGGGAAUACGUACUCGUUGAACUUGCUGCUGAGAUUUUAGCCGAUCCAUCACACAAGAGGCUAUUUCUUAUACGCGGAAAACUACAGAAACUAUUGGUCGAAUUUGUUCAUCCAAAACUGAUUCUUCUGAAACUCAUUGAACAGUUCCUCAAGGGCGUUGAAGCUAACGUUAAAAAAGAAUUAUAUUAUUGGCAUGGUUAUUAUGAUAAGAGACUCCCAGUUGGAACCAGUGCCUUACUAAAGUUAGAAGAGUUUGUUGCAAAGUUCAUGAGUAUACACAGGAAGACGUUACAAAAUCGUCAGUGAUUGAAGUGAUUGAACCUUGGGCAAGCACAAAUAACAGAAAUAGGGGAUAAUAAGGUAUUCCCGCGUGCCUUUUUGCCGGUCAUAGAAACACCAUAUUUUUAUUUUUCUAUGAUUUUAAAGUGUAAACAUAAUGCAGUCCCGGUUGUUAUGUUGAGAUGAAAUAUGUGAGCUUAUGUUAAUGUUACCAUUUUGUAUCUAUUUGAUACUGAAUUGAUGAUUAUGUUUGAUGUAUGAUUGGGUUCAAUGAUCACUUCCAUGAAUGUAUGUGUUAACUUCUUGCCA